UUAAAGACGUAUUGGUCAUUCAACUCUUCCUAGUUGUCGAAAAAAACUUAAUCAUGCAGGUUUAUAUCAUCCUGGGGCUCUGCGCCCUUGCUGCUGCCCAGUUCAAACCAGUGGACAUCAUCAACAACAUCCUUGGCUGGAACAGUGACAGAAUUCAUGGCUGGAGCUUUGAGUUCCACAAGACCCAUGAUCUGCUCCUGGUGAGGAGUUCUAACGCCUGUUAUCUGAUACAUGUUGACAACGACAUCGAGAAGCUCCUGGAUAGCAAGGACAGCAGGGAAAAAUACGAGGACCAGAUCUACCAGCAGAUCCAAGCCCACACUGGCGAGAGCAAGAGCAGCCUCAGCGAGCUCCGCACCAAAUACCACGACAUCCGCUCCGUCGCCGAGUGCUUCAGGCACUCCGUCUACGACCUGACCCCCAGCUCCAGCUCCAGCUCCUAAGUGGUGCCACAGAGGUUUUCUUCUUGUCCAGUUGGUUGACACAUUAAAGCUGAUUUCUAUCGGU
Molecule: messenger RNA, 507 nt
Organism: Haliotis rubra (blacklip abalone)
Lineage: Eukaryota; Metazoa; Mollusca; Gastropoda; Lepetellida; Haliotidae
Exons: 4
Coding region: 54-443 (129 amino acids)
Source: RefSeq, a predicted model, not a curated record